GGGAUAUGUGGAUGUGUCAUUCGAGAUCUGGGGAAGGAGGUAGGAACAAACGAAGGCUCGAGAUGGCAAGUCUCGUACAGUCGUCGGAGGGAACACGUUCUGACUUACUGAUAUCGAGAUCUCAGUGCGGCAGGGGAGGAGUAAGACCUGCCUUGCAGGGCAGGACGCGCAACGCCACCGCGCAGUCCGAGGACUGGGCGACGUCAUGGCGCAUCGGGCAGCCGCCACAAGCACGAUCGGGACAGCGCUGGAGGGCGGGAGCUGUGCAGCCCGGGAGUUUAAUGCGGAUCGUCGGUUGCGAUCCUGGUGCAUCGGAUCUUGGAGGACGAGUACACCACAAGCGUACUGCUGCAUGCAGUGGCCAGUGGCGCACAACCGUAUAUGUCGGCGCAUCCGAGCAUCAUCGCUGGGGCACCCGCAGACGUAGCAGCGUGUGCCACUGCAAUGAUGAAAGGGUGGCAUGGGAAGCUCGUCCAUGCAUCCGAGCUGAGCCACCCAGGGCAGGCUUAGACAUACACGCAACUCCGACAUGUCGACCACUCAAUGUGGUUCUGGUUCUCGUCAGAAGUUCCUCCGAGUGGCAGAGUGGCAGACCCCAGACCAAGACCAAGUGACAAAGGACGCCGGGAGAUGAAGGCCUUCGACAUCAUCGGCGCCCUCUGCGCCCUAUGGGUGGCCCCCUACCGUCCAAUCGCGCUGCGCCCGCUCAGGUUCUAGACGGGACCGAUGAUCUUCCACGGCCGUGCGGGGUGGGUGGGCCCAUUCAUCGGCGGCGCGAUAGGUACCAUACGUGCUCCGCCACUGCAUCGAUGCCUCGCUGUGACGUCAAUCGGGAAAGACGUGCCCGAGCGUUAUGUUGUGCGGAUGUGGGGGAUCUUGGAGGCUGUUCACGGACACCGCGGAGACCCGGCCGUAGAGGCGGCGCGAAGACAGUCGUCGUAGCAAUCAUGGCGUCAUCCUUUCCAUUCGACUGCGCCGGCGGGAACGGGCUUCUCCUAUGGUGGGUGCUUGUUCACUUGCCUGGGACUCGGGAGCCUGAGGUGGCCAAAGACGGAUGCCGCCCCCAGGGCGUGCAAUUUCGUAACGAUGACGUUGAGAACCCGAAGCUGCACUCGGGCGAGCGCGCCAACCUCGGAGUCUGGACGUUGUGCACAUUAUACACAGGGCUGCAGCGCGAAUGGACGCGUUCUGAUUGAUGGCGUCGGGCGUGUGGAAGCCGCUGCAUGCCUCACGUCGACGAUAGCGAGCACGGACGUCCACACAGGGCAGCGCGGCCCUGGCACUCGCCCUGGGGGUGGUGCGACGCGAAGCGUACUAGCUCGCGCGAGUCGGGCCGGGGUGGUCACGACCUCAGGCUCAUCGCAGCAGCGAGCGUGCCGAGAGCGCACGGCGUGGGAAGCUCGCCGAGCACUGUGUCGGCGCACUGCGGAGGCUAUCGUAGGGUCAUCCAAGGAACGACGCUGAUCUGCGUGAGACCACCAGGUCCAUAUGUUCAAAACACGAAUGCUUGGGUAGCGCCCAAAUCCCGAUUGGCGCUUGUAGGCGUUUGGUACCGCCGUAGGCGCCUGUAUAGGCGCUCUUGAAUAGAGCGAAGGUGCUGGGCAGGCGCUGGACAGGGUCCAUUGACUGCGUACCGGGAAGUUGGGAGCCAAGGUGCGGCAAU
This is a messenger RNA of Trametes versicolor FP-101664 SS1, 1663 nucleotides long. RefSeq lists its product as uncharacterized. The record is from RefSeq and is a predicted model, not a curated record. Bases 948 to 1196 code for a protein of 82 amino acids. The transcript is spliced from 4 exons. NCBI's taxonomy places the organism in Eukaryota, Fungi, Basidiomycota, Agaricomycetes, Polyporales, Polyporaceae.